AUGGACGGCAUCGAGGGCCUCCUGGCCCGCGACUUCGGCGUGCGGCCGCAGGGCAAGGCCACCCCCAUGGCCGGGGCUUCCUCCCGCUCCACCGGAUCCACCGCCGGCUCCAGCGCCGCCGCGUGGGCCAGCUACGGAAGAUCCACCCUGGCCCCCUCCGCGGCGCCGUCCUACGACGACCUCUUCGGCUCCGCCGCCCCAGCCCCCGCCUCCACCGCCUCCUUCGACUCGUUCAAGAGCCCAACCACCAAGCCCGCCGCGCCUUCGCCUUCGCCUGCCCCUGCCCCCGCGUACGACGACGACAUCUUCGACGCGGUCCCGGGGCUGCGGUCCUCCACCUUCUCCUCCGCCGCGCCGCGGUACGACGACGGCAUGUUCGGCUCCUCGGCCGCCCCGGCGUACGACGACGUGUUCGCCACCAGCGCCCGGUCCGCGGCGCCGCCGCCGCCCGCGUACGACGACGACCUCCUCGCGGGGUUCGGGAGCGCGCCGCCGCGGGCCGCGGAGGAGAGGAGGAGGCCGGUGGCGGUCGACGACGAUGACGGCGACCUGCUCGGGGCGUUCGGGAGGAGCCCGGCCGAGGAGAAGAGGAAGCCGGUGCCGGCGCGGGAGGACCGAAUGGGGAGCGCGGGGUUCGAUGAUCUCAUCCCUGGGUUCGCGGGGAGCAGCAGCCCGCCGAGGAGUAGGAAGUCUAAUGACGAUAACAAAAUGAAGCCACCAAUUCCAACUUCUAAACAGACAGCUAGCAUGGCAGAUGACCCAUUCGUUGUUCUAGAAACAGCCUCUGCUUCAGGCUCUUCAUAUACAUCCCCAGGGAGAUCCACAGAUCCCAUGGACAAUCUGGAUAAGUCUGCAAGCAUUGAUGGCAAAGCUGCCAAUAAUACUGCUGAUGAUGAUAGUUUAUUUGAGGAAUCAAGUGCUUUUGACCAGGCUCCAAAAUCAGAUCCUUUGUUUACAUCUGAACUCAAUGGUCAUGCCAAGGACACAAACCCGCCAAAUGUAGUACGAGAUUCCAGUCCUCUACACCAUUCAAUGGACAGAAAUCCAGCACGUCAAUCUUCUAUGGAAGACUUUGGUAACGUCAUGCCCAAGUCACAGUCUGCAAGGUAUUCUGACAUUCGUGGUAAUGAUAUGGAGGAUCAGUCACCAAGAUCUACUGAAUCUGAAGAUGAUAUAUGGCUUACAGUUUCUGAGAUUCCCCUUUUCACAGCGCCAACUACUGCUCCACCACCCUCCAGAUCACCACCUCUUCUUAAACGAAAGCCACUGGGAGCAAAUGGAAAUGGAAAGGAGAAUGGGCAUGCUCGUCACUCUAGCCAAAAUCACAACCAUUACACAGAUUUGCCAAAGCAACCAGAGGUUUCUUCAAUAGAUGACCUGGAAGGUUUUGCCAUGGGCAAACCUCAAACGCCUGCUUAUGACAACAAUGUUUUUGAUGAAGACUUUGAAAGAAGCUCAUCAGAUCCUGAGGAGAAAGACAGACAAGAAAGAUUGGAGAAAGAAAGGGAAAUGAAGCAGAGGGAGGAAAUGGAGAGAGAGCGUAGAAGGCUUGAAAAGGAGAGGGAGUUGGAACAACAGAGACAAAGGGAGAGAGAACGACAGGCAGUGGAGAGGGCUACAAAGGAGGCACGGGAGAGAGCAGCUGCUGAAGCUCGUGCAAAAGCUGAAAGAGAGGCACGCCAGCGUGCACAGCGUGCUGCUGUGCAAAGGGCUCAACAGGAAGCCCGUGAGAGGGCUGCAGUUGAGGCGAAAGAAAGAGCAGCUAGGGUAGCUGCAGAAGCAAGGGAGAGAGCCGCUGCAGAAGCAAGGGAGAAGGCAGCUGCAGAAGCCAAGGAGAAGGCAGCUGCUGAAGCCAAGGAGAGGGAGCGGACUGCUGCUAGGGAGAGGGCUGCAGCAGAAAGAGCUGCUGCUGAGAGAGCUCAGCAAGAAGCAAGGAAGAGAGCUGAACGAGCUGCAGUGGAAAGAGCUGCUGUUGAGGCUCGAGAAAGGCAGGCAGCUGCAGCUGCCGCCGCCGCAGCUGCUGCUUCAAGAGAAAAGCAGAGCACACCAGAUGAUCUUGAGUCAUUCUUCGGUGUAGGUGCUCGUGCCAACAGUGCACAAAAGCAGAGGGCUCCAACACCUACAGUGGAUUCUAUGUUUGGUUUUGGAGCUCAAGGCACAGGAACCACUAAUGGAUCACAGAGAGCAGCAUCAACUUCGGCUCCUGUGAGAAAAGUGGCGUCAGCCACAAGUUUUGGCGAUGAUCUGUCUGACUUAUUUGGAGCUCCUGCAUCUUCUGACGUAUUUCAAGAAGUUGAGGGAGAAAGUGAAGAAAGAAGACGUGCUAGGUUAGAACGUCAGCAGAGGACUCGUGAACGAGCGGCUAAAGCUCUGGCUGAGAAGAAUGAACGAGAUAUGCAAGUACAGAGGGAGCAGGCAGAGAGAGAUAGAAUUGGAGACACUCUAGACUUCGAAAUUAAGAGGUGGUCUGCUGGGAAAGAGGGCAACUUGCGUGCUUUGUUAUCAACUUUACAAUAUAUACUUUGGGCAGAAUGUGGAUGGCAAGCUGUAUCCUUGACUGAUUUGAUUACUGGAGCUGCUGUUAAGAAGCAGUACAGAAAGGCGACACUAUGCAUUCAUCCUGAUAAGGUUCAGCAGAAGGGCGCAACACUUCAGCAGAAAUAUAUUGCCGAAAAAGUCUUUGACAUUCUCAAGGAGGCAUGGAACAAAUUCAACUCUGAAGAGCUCUUUUGA
Messenger RNA from Miscanthus lutarioriparius, 2733 nucleotides. Lineage: Eukaryota; Viridiplantae; Streptophyta; Magnoliopsida; Poales; Poaceae. The record is from the annotation of a GenBank genome assembly.